AUGCAACCCUUCAAAGCUUUCCUUUUUACCUUCCUUCUUGGGGCUUGGGAAUAUUCCAAAAAGGGAACCCUCCACUAUAACGAACCCAAUAAUGAUGCGCAGAAGCAGUACAACAUAAGGGCCGGAAGAAGGUUGUAUGAAUAUGGCCAACUCCACAAGGAUACUGAAGGUAGUAUUACUUCCCUAACGAGCACUGACAGCAUCUUUAGCGGCAUGAACGAUGGCAAUGCUGGUAGCGUCCAAGGAGCCUUCGGUAAUGACUUUGAAAGUUCGGUAGGUACGACCCACAUGGAUGAUUUGAAAAGUGCAACAACUUCCACAAUUAGCAGCUCUAAUCUGGACGCGAACAGAGAAAGGAAAAGUCAUAGUGACAGUGAGACCAUGCCAAACAAUCCAUCCAUCACAGAGGAGCCCGUCCUAGUGGACAUUCGUGACAAUAACACUGUUAGUAGACACAACUCAGCUUCCAGUGCAAUGACCGCAGGCACACAUGUGAGUAAUGACUCCAGGAGUACCAUGGGCAGUUACAUGGAUAGUACCAUGGGCAGUUACAUGGGUAGUACCAUGAGCAACAAUUCUGCCAAUAGGCAAAGUGGUGAAAGCUUUGACACCUCAUAUGAAGAUUUAGAAUCCGUAAGAGAGGAGGGAAGGGAAGGAUGGAAGCAGGCCAAGGAAAAGGCACGAGGGGAAGAGAUUUUAGAUGAAUUUACUCACAAUAGGAGAAAAGGCGCAAGAGGGUUCAAUGGACACAUGAACAAAUACGACAUGCGAAAUAUGGAUAACGACAAUUAUGAUGUUGCCAGUGAAGAAACUUUACGUAAAAGAAUAAGGGAACUGAAUUCAGGAGAACAAGGAUCCUUUAAGGGCGUCAUAGAAGAUUCCAACAGAAGUAAAAAAUCUAGACGCACAGGACAACGUGAAAGAGAGUUCUCCGAUUAUUCGUUUAAUUACAAAUUCGAUAAAAGAGAUGAUGACUCAAAUUUUAGGCUUAACGAAGAUGAGAGACUCCUUAGAAGAAUACAAGAAAUGAAUGCAGAAGAUAGAGAAAACAUGAGAAAAACUUUGAAGAGAUUAAAGAAAAAUGGGAAAAAUACAAACUUGGAAGAUUUGGAAAAUGGAAAAAAAUCUCAUUUAGAAGGUCUCCAGAAAUAUGUAGACCUCGACUAUGAUGAGGGCAAUUUUACUUCUUCCAAUAUUUAUGGUUCAGAAUUCGAUGACGAAGAUGACACAUCCGUAUAUGUAGGAAAACGAAAAACGGAAAAGAACAGAUCCAAGGGAAGAACCAGAAAUAGCAUGACAGAACUCAGAUCAUAUAUCGAUGAAACUAUGAAUGAGGAUAAUGCCGAAAUUGCACACUUGUUAGUGAAUAAAAUUGAGAAGUACAAAAACAAAGUCUGCGCACUGAAAAAGAGAAACAUAAAGGAAGUCAACUUCAUAAGCAUGAAAUAUAAUCUCAAAUUGAAGAAGAUUCUCCUAAGCAUCCCGCUCAUUUCCCUCAUCACAAGUGUCAUCGUAGGUUUAGUCUUAUUUCAAUUCUUCGGCUUAGCAGUGAGUACUAUUUUCUUCAUUACUUUGUUCAGUUCCUUCCUUGGAACAAUUGUGUCCUAUGGAAUUAUGGGGAAAAUAAUGUUCAACUCCCCCUUCAAAGUUUUCGAUUUAAUGAGAGGGAAUAAUUGGAAGGAGAAUGAUGAUUACUCCUCAAGAAGAAGAAACAAAUUAAAGUACUGA
Molecule: messenger RNA, 1728 nt
Organism: Plasmodium knowlesi strain H
Lineage: Eukaryota; Apicomplexa; Aconoidasida; Haemosporida; Plasmodiidae
Product: Plasmodium exported protein, unknown function
Exons: 2
Coding region: 1-1728 (575 amino acids)
Source: RefSeq, a predicted model, not a curated record